Molecule: messenger RNA, 4160 nt
Organism: Etheostoma cragini (Arkansas darter)
Lineage: Eukaryota; Metazoa; Chordata; Actinopteri; Perciformes; Percidae
Product: NACHT, LRR and PYD domains-containing protein 12-like
Exons: 15
Coding region: 45-3920 (1291 amino acids)
Molecular function (GO): protein binding
Source: RefSeq, a predicted model, not a curated record
GUUGCAGACAUAGGUGAUGUCUCCCAGCAGGUGUGGACUCUGCUAUGAGUCAGUGUGAGGACAGAGAGGAGGGACCCCCUCCCUCUAAAACCACUCUGUGGGGGGACCAUGACAGCCAGACCAAAGCUCAGAGUAUCAGGAUGCAGCAGCAGAAACCUGGACCUGGACCCAGCUGUGUGUCCAUGAAGAGUGACCGGUCUAUGGGUCGUCUUAUUAACUUUAAAGAUGGACGAGCUGUUGAUGGAAGUCUGCAGAAAAGACCUGAACCAGGACCUGGACCCAGCUUUGUGUCCAUGAAGAGUGAACGGUCUAUGGGUCAUUUUAUUACCUUUAAAGAUGGACAAACGCUGGAUGAAAGAGUUCACCAGGAGAGCUCAGAGGGCCUCGGUGGUCAGUCUGACCUGCAGCAGCAAACAGACCUGGACUCCAUAUUUAUGCUGCUGGAGGAGAACAUCGUCACUUUUGUAAAGAACGAGCUGAAGAAGUUUCAGAAGGUUCUAUGUCCAGAUUACCCAGAAUGCUUAGAGAGUUGGAGGGAGGAUGAGGAGGUUUUGGAGGGUGAGGAUGAAGAGCAGAGGAGGAGGAGCAGAGAAGCAUUUCUGAAGAUCACACUGCACUUCCUGAUGAGAAUGAAGCAGGAGGAGCUGGCUGACCGUCUGCACAGCAGAAGUCUUUCUGGAGUUUGUCAGCGUAAACUCAAGACUAACCAGAAGAUAAAGUUCCAGUGUGUGUUUGAGGGGAUUGCUAAAGCAGGAAACCCAACCGUUCUGUAUCAGAUGUUCACAGAGAUCUACAUCAUGGAGGGAGGGGCUGCAGGGGUCAAUGAAGAACAUGAGGUCAGACAGAUUGAAACAGCAUCCAGGAAACCAGACAGACCAGAAACAAUAAUCAGAUGUGAAGACAUCUUUAAAGCCCCACCUGGAAGAGAUGAACCAAUCAGAACCGUGAUGACAAAGGGAGUGGCUGGCAUCGGGAAAACAGUCUUAACACAGAAGUUCACUCUGGACUGGGCUGAAGGCAAAGCCAACCAGGACAUCCAGUUCAUAUUCCCAUUCACCUUCAGAGAGCUGAAUGUGCUGAAAGAGAGAAAGUUCAGCUUGGUAGAACUUGUUGAUGACUUCUUUAGUGAAACCAAAGAAGCAGGAAUCAGCAGGUUUGAAGAGGUCCAGGUUGUCUUCAUCUUUGACGGUCUGGAUGAGUGUCGACUUCCUCUGGACUUCCUCAACACUGAGAUCCUGACUGAUGUUACAGAGUCCACCUCAGUGGGUGUGCUGCUGACAAACCUCAUCAGGGGGAAUCUGCUUCCCUCUGCUCGCCUCUGGAUAACCACACGACCUGCAGCAGCCAAUCAGAUCCCUGCUGAGUAUGUUGACAUGGUGACAGAGGUCAGAGGAUUCACUGACCCACAGAAGGAGGAUUAUUUCAGUAAGAGAUACAGAGACAAGAAGCAGGCCAGCAAAGUCAUCUCUCAUAUCAAGUCAUCACAAAGCCUCCACAUCAUGUGUCACAUCCCAGUCUUCUGCUGGAUCACUGCUACAGUUCUGGAGAAGGUGUUGGAGACCAGAGAGGGAGGACAGCUGCCCAAGACCCUGACUGAGAUGUACAUCCACUUCCUGGUGGUUCAGUCCAAACUGAACGUAAAAUAUCAUGAGAAAUCUGAGAUAGAUCAACACUGGAGUCCAGAGACCAGGAAGAUGAUUGAGUCUCUGGGAAAACUGGCUUUUGAGCAGCUGCAGAAAGGCAACCUGAUCUUCUAUGAAUCAGACCUGACAGAGUGUGGCAUCGAUAUCAGAGCAGCAUCCGUGUACUCAGGAGUGUUCACACAGAUCUUUAAAGAAGAGAGUGGACUGUACCAGGACAAGGUGUUCUGCUUCGUCCAUCUGAGUGUUCAGGAGUUCCUGGCUGCUCUUCAUGUCCAUCUGACCUUCACCAACUCUAGAGUCAACCUGUUGGCAGAAGAACAAACAACCUCCCGGCUGUCUAAAGUCUUCAGAGAAACCCUUAAACUAAAACAUCUCCAUCAGAGUGCUGUUGAAAAGGCCUUACAGAGUCCAAAUGGACACAUGGACUUGUUCCUCCGCUUCCUUCUGGGUCUUUCACUAGAGACCAAUCAGACUCUCCUUCGAGGGCUGAUGACACAGACAGCAAGUAGCUCAAAGACCAAAAAGGAAACAGUCAAGUACAUCAAGAAGAAGAUCAGUGAGAAUCUGUCUGCAGAGAGAAGCAUCAAUCUGUUCCACUGUCUGAAUGAACUGAAUGAUGGUUCUCUAGUGGAGGAGAUCCAACAGUCCCUGAGUUCAGGACGUCUCUCCACAGAUAAACUGUCUCCUGCUCAGUGGUCAGCUCUGGUCUUCAUCUUACUGUCAUCAGAAGAAGAUCUGGACGUGUUUGACCUGAAGAAAUACUCUGCUUCAGAGGAGGCUCUUCUGAGGCUGCUGCCAGUUGUCAAAGCCUCCAACAAAGCUCUGCUGAAAGACUGUAACCUGACAGAGAGAAGCUGUGAAGCUCUGUCCUCAGUUCUCAGCUCCCAGUCCUCUAGUCUGAGAGAGCUGGACCUGAGUAACAACAAACUGCAGGAUUCAGGAGUGGAGCUGGUGUCAGCUGGACUGAAGAGUCCAAACUGCAGACUGGAAACUCUCAGGCUGAGUGGCUGUACAUUGUCAGAGAGAAGCUGUGAAGCUCUCUCUUCAGUUCUCAGCUCCCAGUCCUCUAGUCUGAGAGAGCUGGACCUGAGUAACAACAACCUGCAGGAUUCAGGAGUGGAGCAUCUGUCCUCUGGAUUGGAGAGUCCACACUGCAGACUGGAAACUCUCAGCUUGAGUGGCUGUAACCUGUCAGAGAGAAGCUGUGUAGCUCUGUCCUCAGUUCUCAGCUCCCAGUCCUCUAGUCUGAGAGAGCUGGACCUGAGUAACAACGAACUGCAGGAUUCUGGAGUGGACCUGGUGUCGGCUGGACUGAAGAGUCCACACUGCAGACUGGAGACUCUCAGGCUGAGUGGCUGUAGCCUGUCAGAGAGAAGCUGUAAAGCUCUGUCCUCAGUUCUCAGUUCCCAGUCCUCUAGUCUGAGAGAGCUGGACCUGAGUAACAAUGACCUGCAGGAUUCAGGAGUGGAGCUGAUGUCUCCUGGACUGAAGAGUCCACACUGCAGACUGGAGACUCUCAGUGUCUCAGGCUGUAUGAUCUCAGAGGAAGGCUGUACUUCUCUGGCCUCAGCUCUGAGCUCCAAUCCCUCCCAUCUGAGAGUGCUGGACCUGAGCUACAAUCAUCCAGGAGACUCAGGAGUGAAGCAGCUUUCUGCUUUACUGGAGGAUCCAAACUGCAGACUGGACACUCUCAGGGUGGACCAUGGUGGACCACAGAGACUGAGACCUGGUCUGAGGAAGUAUGUCUGUGAACUGGAACUGGACACAAACACAGUACACAGAGAACUCAAACUGUCUGACAACAACAGGAAGGUGACACAUGUGGCGGAGGAUCAGUCAUAUCCUGAUCAUCCAGACAGAUUUGACAUCUGGCAUCAGUUGCUGUGUAGAGAUGGUCUGACUGGUCGCUGUUACUGGGAGGUCGAGAGGAGAGGAAGGGUUAAUAUAUCAGUUAGUUACAGAGGAAUCAGGAGGAAAGGAGACAGUCUAGACUGUGUUUUUGGAGGUAAUGAUCAUUCCUGGAGUCUGAUCUGCUCUAAUGGAGAUGGUUACUCUGUCUGUCACAAUUACAUAAGAACAGUCCUCACUUCCUGCUCUGUCUCUAACAGAGUAGCAGUGUAUGUGGACGUUCCUGCUGGCUCUCUGUCCUUCUACAAAGUCUCCUCUGACUCACUGAUCCACCUCCACACCUUCAACACCACAUUCACUCAGCCUCUCUAUCCUGGGUUUGGGUUCUGGUCUGAUUCCUCAGUGUCUCUGUGUCCUCUGCAGGACUGAGAGUCUCUCCUGGUUCCUCAGUGUCUCUGUGUCCUCUGCAGGACUGAGAGUCUCUCCUGUGGACAGAAACACUGACUGAAGACCAGCUGCUGAAAUCAAAGUUCAGUCUGUUCACCAUCACACACACUCUGCACUGUGAAGCAGAUCUGAGACUCAAACACAAAAACAUUCAUCUGAUUUCAUCUCUGGUUAUCAACAUUUGAACUGUUUGACUAAAACACUUCAUGAUAUGUCACAUCU